AUGAGCAAGAUAACGCAGGAUAUUUCCUUGAAGGAUGGCUUUUUCGACGAUGAAGAGUUUGAGGUAAUUUUUGGCUUUGACGAUCAAGAAGCUUGGACGCGAUUACGAUCGUUUUCGAACACAACGCAGGUGUUGAUCAGUUCCCAAUCGCAGGCGGAGUAUGGAAUUUUGCUAGGGAAAAAUAUCACCGACGAGCAUCCGUGGAAAGAAAUCAAGAAGGAGACAUUUCAAAAAUUCCUUAGCUCUCGAGGGCAAACUGAUGGCAACGUUCAAGAAUUGCUACAACGUUUGGAGCCAGGAUCAUCGCUGCUCAUUGAAUAUUUGCCUGAUCAGUCAACAGCCCACGAAGAUGCAUUUUUGGUUUACUUAGAUGUGGCAGAAAUUAACGAGGCCAGCGAGAUCGUUCGCAACCUUGAGCUUUUUCAGCGCUUGAAGCUUAAUUUGCUCACCGAAAAACGAAUGCGUCAGAAAUGGUGCCCCGAAGGAGCGGACCUGGAGAUAGCGAAGUGGACACGCUUACCAAGCGAACCAAAUGUAGACACGGAGGCGCAGAGUGUCCUGCCGAUUCGGAGAACCGAUCAAACAGUGUCCACCCGAGGUGUGUCGGAUGUACGCGAUGGGUACGUAGAGCUUGUGCCAUUUAAGUGGAAACCGAUCAAUUUCCCACGCAGACUGACCGAUCGUGCCAUCCAAGUACGACCGCAAGCGUACAGCCGCUUGCAGCAAACCGAACCAACCUUCCUGUCCCAUGCAGCAACGCAGUAUCAGCUCGAUGUCGCCGAUAGCAAGAUAGAUCCGUCGCUGAUUUCGUCGACAUGGUUGCUAAAUGCUGCCGAGUCACUGUCCCAGGAAGCACGGUUCAACUUGAUUGAGCUGUACAGCAACGAGUACGAUUGUAUUUCGCAAACGCUCGUGCCGUCUUAUCGUACGCCGCAAAUCGACGAGGUGCUCUCGUUCAUGAACCGUGCGCUGUGCAUCGGGCGCAGCGUUUGCUCGAUGGAUUGGCAUCCGGAGCUGUCGGGUGUGUUUGUAGCGUCGUAUACCUUUGAGACGCUGUCAAAACAUGCUAACAAGCAGCACAAUCAAUCAGAACAGCCCUUCGGAGACGCCCUGAAUCGGAUGACGUUUGAAAAAUGUACCGUACUGCUGUGGAGCUUCGAGGACAGCUUGGAACCGUUGCUGGAGCUUAAGACAAUCCGUGAAGUGACGGCUGUCUCGUUCUGUCCGUACGAUGGUGAGCUACUGGUGGGAGGGCUGUCGAACGGACAGAUUGUCCUGUGGGACAUGAAAGGUGAAUUGGAGCGGGUAGAGCAGGCGAAAAAAGCUGCGCUCGAGUCGAGCGAAUAUCGCAAACAAAUUCGCCAACUGAUGGAAUACCCGGAGAUGGAGUGUAUUGAUCGUGAGGUUAAUCCGGCCGCCGUAAGUUCGCUGGAGCAUUCGUCGAGAGGUGCGAUUACAUGUAUCAAAUGGUUGCCGCGAAAUUAUUUCUGCACCACCACCGGCCACUUGAAACCGCAUGCCGAAAACCUUUACCGGUUCAUGGUGAGCACCUCGUUAGAUGGUAGUGUGUGCUUUUGGGAUCUUGAAUUUACGUUGCCGGCGUUGCAGAAAAUGGUUGCUGCGUCGAAAACGGCACAGCUGGGCGACAAAACGGCGUACCAGCGUGUAAACAAUCUAUUCUUUCCGACGUUCAGGCUUAUUUGUGCGAUACCAAUUUUAGCCACGGUCAUCGAUGAAGCAAUCUAUCUUUCGAUGCCUCAGGAACGGGUGGCGGAACUCACGAAGCGUGUAAAACAUCAGCAAGAGCCAGUAGCCACGAGUUGUGAGAUGUGCAUCAAGCUAGGAUCGUUUACGGGGCAGCUGAUUGAAGCCUCGUGGGAAGGAUAUGACUUUGAGCAGGGAGCGCUGGUGAAUGAUGAGCUGGUAAAGGUAACGCACGCCUUCAGUCCCAUUCACGAUGGUCCAAUAUUGGCGCUGGAACGCAACAAUAUCUGUCGUACUGUUUUCCUUUCGAUUGGUGAAAAUGUGCUUGCCAUUUGGAGUGAGACUGAAAGUAGUUCUCCAGUGUUUUGGCGAAAGAAACCCGUGAAGGUAACAGCGUGUCGCUGGAGUCUUGAUCGCGUUUCGGUUUUCUUCGUUGGCUUGAGCAAUGGGGAUUUUGAGAUAUGGGAUAUGAGUUUAAAAACAUUCCGUGCAACGGUUUGCAUGAAUCUGGGAUCGGAGGCAUUGACGACCAUAUCGCUUCAUCGGCUGGCUAGUGCUCGGAACUGUUUGGCGGUGGCCGAUUCGAAUGCGAAUAUUAGAAUUUUUAAAAUAGCCGCUGCAUUCGUAAAACCCCUACCAGAUGAGGAGGAAACAUUUAGCAAUAUGAUACAGCACGAGCUUGCCCGAAAAGCUAGACAGACCGCUUGGGAGAAGGGAUAUUUCAGAAGAAAUGUGGCCAUUAUUGAAGCGAAAAUUCAAGCAGAAAUUGAUGCCCGUGAAAGGAAACACCAGGAAGAGGCGAAAGCGAACGCUUGGACCACAAUCGAUGCGGACAAAACGAAGAAAAUGUUGGAGCUGGAAAAGCGUAUGCCUUUGAGCGAACGGCUAGAACAAAAGUAUCAAGCCAAACACUUCGAAACACUGUUGCGUAAGCUAAUGGCAAGACGAAACGUUAGCCCGGAGCGAAUGGCUCAACAGAUGCGUCCGGAAGUGGAGCGUCGCAAGUACAAUGCAGAAAAGCGUGACGCGAUCGCAGCAAACAUUUCACUUGCGAAAAGUGAUUUUACCAAUGUGCACAAACUGUUGCGGCCGGUGGAGAAAGCGGUGCCUAUCGUUGAUGAAUCCGAUCGAGAGGAAAAGGUUGGCAAGUACCGGGCCGAUAUUGCUGACUAUCGACGGAUCGAGUCGGAGGCUGGGGCAGUGUUACGUGCGCACUAUCUGCCCGAACUGGACAGUUUUGUGGAGGUGUUGAUGAAAAGUAAGGAACGUCGUGACAAGGUGUGCGUUAAAGUCGGUACCAAUAUGCAGCAUUUGUUGAGCUAUGAGAAAAAGCGUAGCUUGAGGCGGCUGGGAGUGGCCCCUAGGACGCUGUUGCAAGAUUUGAACCCAAUUAUUGGAGAUGAAGAUGGAGAAGAGGGCAAGGAAGAGUUUACAGAAAAUGUUUAA
Molecule: messenger RNA, 3150 nt
Organism: Anopheles maculipalpis
Lineage: Eukaryota; Metazoa; Arthropoda; Insecta; Diptera; Culicidae
Product: dynein axonemal intermediate chain 3-like
Exons: 3
Coding region: 1-3150 (1049 amino acids)
Biological process (GO): cilium movement involved in cell motility; inner dynein arm assembly
Cellular component (GO): inner dynein arm
Molecular function (GO): dynein light chain binding; dynein heavy chain binding
Source: RefSeq, a predicted model, not a curated record